GACAGGCCACUGUUGUACCUACGUACUAAUGCGAAGAGAGUAGCAUGGACCUGUUCCAGUCGCUUUCAUUCUGUUGCGUACAGUUCAAUCGAAAGGAUGUUUAAAGUGAUUUUCUGUGUAUUUAUGUCAGCUGUUGUAUUCUGCUCACCACAGCAGCAGUUGAAAUGCUCAGCCGCGUCAAAGUAUUUCAUUCCAAAUUUUACUGCAAAUUGGUUCAAAGCGUACGAGUACUGUAACUACUUAGGCAUGCGGCUGGUCAUUGUGGAGAAUGCCAUCGAUCAGGCAAAUCUGGUGGAGAAAAUUGUAUCGACGGAUAAGUUCAGCAACGCCACAACCGAAAUGUGGAUCGGGGCAAAUGAUUUGGCGCAGGAAUCGUUCUUCCAUUGGCACGCCACUGGUCGUCGAGUGCAGUACAGCAAUUGGAAGCAAAACCAGCCAGAUAAUGCCAAGGGAGUCGAGCACUGUGUGGAGAUAAGGUUUAUACCGGAACAUGGCUGGAAUUGGCACUGGAAUGACAGAGAAUGUAAAACGAUGAGGUAUUUCGUUUGCGAGAAUCUAGAAAUAGGAAAGGAGAUUGUACUAUUCUAAGUAUAGAUAUUGAUAAGCUUUUGAUCAGAUAUAUCAGGUGAUUAACCCUAGUAAGAUGUUGGAGUCAAUAUGAUCCAGACAAGCUCGCUGAACGUAUACUACGCCAUCGGGGUGCGCCUAGCCUAACAUCUUAGGAGGUUUAAAGGAAUUUGUCAAGGUCUUUUGAAAGGCAUUUAAUUUUUUGAAGAUAGUUCACAUUGCAGAAAAAAACAUACAUGAAUAUAGUCUUAGCUAUAACUAACUAAUUCUGUUAGGUUUUAAUCAUCGUCCAUUUGUAUAUACGUUGUUUAAAUAAAAAGAAAAUCGCGUUAA
Messenger RNA from Aedes albopictus (Asian tiger mosquito), 900 nucleotides. Its product is annotated as perlucin. The coding region runs from base 97 to 588 and encodes 163 amino acids. The record is from RefSeq and is a predicted model, not a curated record. Lineage: Eukaryota; Metazoa; Arthropoda; Insecta; Diptera; Culicidae. Gene Ontology annotation, molecular function: signaling receptor activity. The transcript has 2 exons.